Anopheles moucheti is the source of this 7381-nucleotide messenger RNA. RefSeq names its product protein daughterless (gene da). The transcript has 12 exons. Lineage: Eukaryota; Metazoa; Arthropoda; Insecta; Diptera; Culicidae. Gene Ontology annotation, cellular component: transcription regulator complex. The record is from RefSeq and is a predicted model, not a curated record. Bases 774 to 2642 code for a protein of 622 amino acids. Gene Ontology annotation, molecular function: DNA-binding transcription factor activity, RNA polymerase II-specific; protein dimerization activity; RNA polymerase II cis-regulatory region sequence-specific DNA binding. Gene Ontology annotation, biological process: regulation of transcription by RNA polymerase II.
GCACGUACGUGCGUGUUGGGUGCGUGCGUAUGUGUGUGUUGUGAACUUACUUUGCCUACCAUUGUCAAACGAGGCGUGCGUGAAUUCGUGUGCUGUUGGUAGUUUCGAGUUUCUCUCGCACGGAACGGCCGUCCGUGUGUGUGCGCGUGUAUACGAGCUGGUCGCGUGAAAUUAAUGCACCAUUACACCACACAACUGAAAAACCGAUCCGCGAUCGUGCGUUUAGUGAACGUGUGCGUGUAUGUGCGCCAGUGAGAGACGACCGUAUAAAGGGUGGAAAAAGGCGCGCGCCCUGCGCUAGGGAGCAGAAAACAGAGGGCGGAAGGUUAGAUUUUCCCGUACAUAUUUUCAUCUUUUCCACCGCUCGCUUGCCUCAUUGGAUACGCAGAAGAGAAAGAGCGAGAGAAAGAUCGAGCGAGUGGGAGUGCGAGAUAGAGAGAGAUAUUACAUAGUGCGAGAGUAAAAACCCCUGUGGUAGUUGUGCGUGCGCGCUCCGUGUGUGCGCAAGGUUUUACUUUUUGAUAUUAUUUUCCCCUGGCCUGCGGUGUCAGUGGGAAAAGGGGUAGCGACGGUUGGUGAGUGCGUGCGUGUUUGUGUCGCAUCAGUGUGCGUGUGUGUGUGCUGUGCUGUAUGGUGUUGUGUUUCUUCACGAGCGUUGCGCUGCUACUGCUGCUGCUGCCAUCAUCAUCAUCUCUUCGACGCAAGUAGCGCGGUUGAACCGUGUGUUGUGUUGCAUUGCUCGGGCUCGGAAACUCUCGACCUAAUAGUGCAAAAUGGCCACGAGCGACGACGAACAUUUCCAUCUGUACGAGGUGUUUCAAAAUUGUUUCAACAAAAUAGCCAACAAGCAGCCGCCUGAAAAGGCAGGCUACCAAUCACCAUAUGGCGGCAUGGACAAUGGCGUGUACGCUCCGGAGGAAUACACGCACGAGAGUCCGGUUUCGGGUGGGCAGCGAUAUACGUCACCGAAAACGGGUGGCGCACUGUAUCAACCGGAACCGUACUACGAUUCGCCCGGCGGCUCCUGGUAUCCGUCGUCAUCGAGCGGAGCGUAUGCGCCACAUUCCGGCACGGGUUACCACAACGUUGGUCACGGUGCCCAUCUCGGUGGUGGUGCUGGCGGACCACAGCACAACCAUGACCAGUACGCCAUGUCACCGGUCGGCGUCCCACACAUGGAUGGUGGCCAUCUUUCACAGAAUCAAACGCAAACACUUCCACCGAUGAGCACGUUCCGAGGCAAUAACGCACAAAUACCGGCUAUUGGUACGCAGGGCCAGAACUCACCCGCAAUCUACAACGCAAUCGCUGCCGGCCAUCACAAUCAGCAUGCGCAACAUAGUCCAAUUGUACAAAACGACACCCUGGUCGGCAAGGCACUGCAGACGAUGUAUCCAACCGAUCAGAGCAUUAGCAGUUACGGUUCCAAUCCCAACACACCAGUGAACUCACCUCCACCACUAACGUCCCAGCAGCAGGCACAGCAACAAGUUCAACAGCAGCAGCAACAGUCGCAACAGCAAACGACACAGCAAAGUAUUCAUGCCGCCGGUACGGUGCCGGGCGGUGCGAGCGGCGCAAGCGGCGGUGGUGGUGGAGGUGGCGGUCCCGCUUCCGUCAGCGUUGCAUCGGCGGCCUCUGCGGCGGCGGUGGUGGCGGCUGCGGGCGGUACCUGGCAGCAGAUCAAUCCGGUGAUCAGCAGCAACGGUGGCGGUUCGGCCGUGCUCAACAGUCUAUCGAACGGUUCCUAUGCUCCCGAGUUAGUGCAUCGAGGUCUACCACAUAUGGCCAAUUCCCCCGAGAUACAGCCGCUAGACGAGGCGAUCGUGUCGUUACUAAGAGAGCAUGAAAACGUCACGUCCUUGCAAGGGUCACGCAUGGAGGAACGGCUGGACGAUGCCAUCAACAUUCUGCGGAAUCAUUGCGAACCGCCGGUCGGUGUAUCGCUGUCAUCGAUCGACCCUGCCGCCACCGUUUCGCCGUAUUCGACCGGCAGUGCGCCGAUCAUUCCACCUUCCUCCCAGCUGCAGCACGACGCACCGGCCGAACUUUCCACCGUCCCCGUGAAAACGGAACGACUCCCCGGCAGCGGCCCAGUGUCCGUGAACAACAUUUAUCAUUUAUCCUCAGAGAAACGUAAAGAACCUCCAGAUUCCGAUACCAAACCGAGCAGCUCCGUGCAGGGAACGGCGAAAGGUGCCAAACGGCAGCGCAAGUAUAGUAAAACCUCGCGCAGUUGUUCUAGUGCUGACGAUGAUGACGAUGAUGACGAUUUGGAUCCGCUUGCGAAGGAUCGGAAGGAGAGGGAGCGAAGGCAAGCCAAUAACGCACGGGAAAGAAUACGUAUUCGGGAUAUUAACGAAGCGCUGAAGGAAUUGGGACGCAUGUGCAUGUCUCAUCUGAAAUCAGACAAACCACAGACCAAGCUGGGCAUACUGAAUAUGGCUGUUGAAGUGAUAAUGACGCUUGAACAACAAGUGCGAGAGCGGAAUCUAAACCCAAAAGCGGCAUGCUUAAAACGACGAGAAGAGGAAAAGGCUGAGGACGGUCCCAAGCUACCUCCGCAUAUCCUACAUCAAUCAGCCUACCCUGCGCUACCUGGUGCUCCGCCAAGUCUACCGCAUAGUGGACCACCACAAUAGCAUACCAAUUUUACCUGCUUUAUUCGAAGAUAACAAACCCACAACACUAUUACAAAAUCCGCACACACAACCAGUCCAAAAUAAAGUAAUUAGCUGAAAAUAUGAUACAACAUGACGGCCUGUGAAGCGCAUCAAACCAGUGCGGGGUAUGGUUUUGCAUGUUUAGCCUAUAUGGAAUUACUUUGCCAACCAAUCACCUUACUUACUAGCGUUGGGUGUGCCGUGGACCGGGCAGAUGAUGGAAGGAAUCGGAAAAGUCAUGCACAAUAGGAAAAUGGAAUUAUAAAAUGGCAUGGUGAGGCACGGAAGCAUAAUUGUACAUAUUGACACGAACGAGAAAAUGCUGCGUGUGCGCGUGAAGUAGAACAAAACGUUGUAUAAACAGCAAGAAACAGAGAUGAAAUGAAAAUCACAAAAUGCAUCACACACAUGCAUGUACGUUUGGGCAUCACAUAACAUCACAUGAACAGUUGAACGCUCUCUCACUUGCUCCGGUAGCAGUACUGUUGGACAGAGGUGCGUAUCCGAGUGAGUGUAGGGGCUGUAUGUUUUAUACAGCUAGAAGAUCACCCGUAAGAAAUACUUAAACGCUAAUGUACUUGCUUCCUCCCAGAGGGGAGUAGCGGUGUGUAAAAAAUACGUUCAAACUUAUUGUUUAAGAAAUCGGUACCCCUUUCAACAAUGAAUUCUGUGCGCAUGUUUUAGAUGAAUGAAUCUAGGCUAGGGCGAUUUUAUUGCACAGCGCACGUAUAUAAGCUGCUGAAGGGCGGUACGACAAUUUCUCUGCAACAAACCUUUAGCUUAAAACCAUUACAAAACAUCAGCAAGUACACACGCAGAAGAGUUUUUGUUAUUAAUCUGGGGUUAAAACAUAAUCGAUCGAUUAAUAAACCCCUACCAGAUUCCUAAUAGGCAAGGUGGUGACAAUUGUGGAAAAGUUAUAGCGGGAAAGAUGAACAGUAAUAAUAUCAUUUAGUAUUCUCUAUAUAUAUACAACAAUAUAUAUAUAAAAUAUAUCGAUAUAAACAAAAAGGAAGCGCAUAGAUACGUCGGCAAAAUGUACGUAGAGAAGAAUGAAUUUCCAUGAAAUCGAGCCAAGAAUGAAAGCAUAACAGAGAGAUCAUUUUCUGCACUUAGCGAAAGGGUGUAACACUGUAACCAGGCAGAAGACGAUUGAAUCGUCGGACUGUAGGUGAAACAGGUAAAGAAUUAAGCACCGCCACCAUUUAUUCAUGCACUAGUAGAAGCAGAAAACGUUCACGUUCGUCUGGUAGUAGGAAAACAAAAUUUCACCGUUUGGAUUGUAUUAAUCCAACCGAGAUUCAGAGGAUGAUGCGAAUUUAAAGGUUUUUGUCAGUUACUUAAAUAUUGUUCAUGAUCUUUUUUUCGGAUUAUUAUUUGAUCUUCCGUACGUUGAACGUAAGUCAUUGUUAAGACGAAUGAAUUGCUCUUUCUCUGCCAUUCGUGUACGGCUAUGAGUUCCGAUACCCAUCUGUUUGCAUCAUAUCACUUGACAGUGUUCAAGACUUAAACCAGUACUUAGUAAGUUACCAGUUACCAGUGUACUUAUAUCGUAACUUGUGUUGACUAUGAACUAUUGUAUUAUUCGUGUUCUUAUUUUGUGUUUACGAACAGCGUACAAUGGAAUGACAAAUGGAAUGAUAAAUGCUAAUCGAUUCACGAAAUUCACUUUUCCUACUACCAGACGAACCAUCUAGCGACAAACAAUGAUAAAUGUGCAUAUACCAGCGACAAAUCAAUGUGGAAGUGUGUAUUAAAGGCGAUAAUCAACGAGAGAGGAUGUUUGAUUAUUUAAUGUAUUUUAUUUGUUGUUAAUAACACUAGAACUACCAAGCGGUUUAUCAUUAUUUAUAUUCGAACUACAGCAGAAUUGUUGAACCCCUGGAAUCUUAAUGUGAUGAAAAUGAAGCGUUCCAGUGAAAUUCGACUAACUAAACCGGUAGUUCUAGUGUUAAAAUUGGUUCAACGGUAAACGCAAAGGUUUUAGAUUCAACCAAUGAUAACUUCUGAAAGCAUCACAUUAUUGUGAAACGUUUUCGAUUCAUGCGAGAUAUAGUUUUUUUAUUUAAAAAAUCAUUACACAAAACAUGUUUGCCAACAUUAUUGAUUUCAUUUAACCUGAUAAAGAGCAACAUUACAUCACAAUGAAUUGUUAUGGAUAACAAUUGUAAAAAAAAAACCACAAUCUGGCCGUAACACGUGGACUCUGGAUGAUGAUGAACUGCUAACAUCCGGUAAAACGCCGGCACAUAUCUUAGGCACACGUCAGUUAACAGCAAAAUAAUGUUCCCCUUUCUGGUGGCGCUGAAUGAUUUUUUCGCUCUCUGGUAGACGACAGCAAGGAAAUGAUCGUAACAGUAAUGUUUUUAUUCGGCUUCGAGAUCAGCUCGAGGAGCAGCGCGCCUGCGAAUUUGUACUAAAUGGCGCCAAAACAGUGUUUACAAAGAUGUGAUAAAAUUAUUCGUGAAACAGACCGUUUACAGUACCAGAGAGAAGGAAGAGGGCAAAAGGAAAGGAAUAGAAUAAGGACGGGGAAAAAACAAAUAUUCAGGUAUAUGCAUGCAACGAUUUCAUUUACACCAUCGACAAAUCAAUCAAACUGACCGAAGCGUCUACCUACAAUAUUGUAUUGCUAAUUUUCUGUUUUCGUAGUACCGGUGGGCGCGUGUGUUGUUUCUUUCUGCUAUUCAAGUUAUCAAUUUAUUUGUUUUUCUGAUAUAUGUCGCGACGCAUCCGUUUUGCUUUUCUCGGAACAUACCGUUUCACUAGUGCAUUUCACCCCUUGUGAAAGCUAGUGCACACAAGUAUAGUAUUAUUCAUGUUUGUAAUAAUAGUUUCAGCAGGUAACAUGUGUAACAGUGUAUCGUUACAUAGGCUGCUGUAUCAUCAAUCGAUCGGACAUGUCAACGAUUUCUAUUGUUUUGAACGUGUCGCCACAUAUACGCAGAAUCCGUUGAAUUGAAGAAUAAGCGUGAAAACAACAGUAACCGCAAUCAGUAAUGAAUUGUGUUUUUCCAUUGCUUUCACUAUUACUAGCUGGUAACUUUUACAUCGGUUAACUUACGAAACGAAUCGUUUAAAAUCUUUAUCUGAGUUUAGUUUCUUUCACUUUUGCUCUUAAGUUGCUCUUAAACCACGUUUUACAACAGCCAGAUAAGGUGUACAUCCACUCGUUUGGAUGCACACUGGCAUAAAACAAGAAAAUUUCCCAAAAGGCUUUCAUUGUUAAGCAGGUUCUUAUGAUUCUUUUUUUUAUUUAGAGAAAAAUGUUUAUGUUUAUUUUAUGUAGUCUUCAUACCGAUCGUUACGGUGCGCCGUUACGGUUCGGUCGAUAUUUUCUUCCAUUUGAUUUGGUAUUUUGUUUCCAAAGCAAAAUAGAAAAACAAAACAAGCGUGUGUGAAAGCGAAAAAGAGCAGUGAGGACGGAUUAAUACAAGAAAAAAGAAAUGUUACAAAACGGUACAUCACACACGUGUGGGUGCGUAUAGGAUUUAUUUCGCCAUUUGAAAAUGUACACCUUCCAAUGUUUUAUGUUUAUUGCUAUUUUAAUUAUUUUAUUUUACCCGUAGUAAUGUAAUAUUUUUUAAGCGAACUAUUGCGCACGAAAAGGUAUGCGAGAUAGAUAGCGAGAUAGGACGCAAAAAGGGGUAAGAAAUUGGCAACCCGGAACCAGACAAAAUCAAUCAACACUAGGAAAAAUGGAGGCAAAAUCCACACGCACGUUCCGCGUUUGUGUGCGAAUAGGUUAAGUGCAGAGAGUAUUUUACGCAAGGAGAGUACAUAUUAUUUUCUAACUGAUGCUUUAGUUGUAGCUGUCCUUUUUAUAAACAUGUGUUAGAUACAUUUCCUUAUCUUUACCGGGAGCAUGAUUAACGAGCUGUAUGAGCUUACAUACUGCACGUUCAUGUGCUGCUUGCCGGAAAAUGAGUUACAAAAAUGGAAAAGAAGGAAAACCAGCAACGUGUGAAACGAGAUGGUGCAGAGAAAGAAGAAUAUCAUUAAAUUGCAAAAACGAAAAAGGAAAAAAAAUGCGCAAGGAGAUUGGUGUACGAAUGUUAAGUUCUGUCACGCCAAUGACAAGCACAAGCAGUUCUUCAUUUUGCAUGGAUUUAGUUUGUUUUGGGUUCGCGCUGACCAUACUCAUGGUUUAUACUGUUCCUUUUUUUAACGGUUCCAUCAAAUUCAUAGAUGCGAAGGUAUAUUUCUCCGUGUUACGUUUUGCCAAAGCCAUAUGACUCUCGAACGGUAUAUAAGAUCCUCCACAACACAAUCGUGUCACGCACGUUUUACAACGAAAAACAUCAGACAAAUCAGAUAAGACUAGAAAAGCGAAUAAGGAAACGGAAUGAAAGAGGAUAAUUACACAUUAUGUGCAACAUACAGGGCACAGUUCAAGCCAAUGCAUAAAAUUCCUCUGAUAAGAUCGUUCACGAUAAAAGAAAAAUGAUGAAGCAAUUUCAGUAUUUAAUGGAAAGAAGAAAGAAAGGAUGAAAGGAAAGGAAAAAUGAAAAGAAAAGAAGCAACAGUAUAAGACAAGGCAUGGAAAUGGGAGCAUGUCCGAUUGGUGCCAGGAGCAAAUCAAAAUAAGCACAUAAAUCCAUGGCAAAUUGCAAGGAAAUGGAGGACAUAACUAGAAAAAAAAAAACAGAAUAAAACAAAACCACAUACAAUCAACAAUCAUUCAAGUGAAAUGGCAAAAUAGAGACAGGCAAAGCAAA